Meriones unguiculatus (Mongolian gerbil) is the source of this 2056-nucleotide messenger RNA. It is a transcript of the gene Gprc5a, whose product is annotated as G protein-coupled receptor class C group 5 member A. The transcript is spliced from 4 exons. Gene Ontology annotation, cellular component: signaling receptor complex; extracellular exosome; intracellular membrane-bounded organelle. NCBI's taxonomy places the organism in Eukaryota, Metazoa, Chordata, Mammalia, Rodentia, Muridae. Bases 169 to 1242 code for a protein of 357 amino acids. Gene Ontology annotation, molecular function: protein kinase activator activity; G protein-coupled receptor activity. Gene Ontology annotation, biological process: G protein-coupled receptor signaling pathway. The record is from RefSeq and is a predicted model, not a curated record.
CCUCCCUCCGGCGACAGAAGCCUUUAUAACUGCUCUGCCCAGCCAAGGCGGGAUCCGUGUCCCGGGACGUGCCCAGAAGCCAAGAGUCGCGGUCUCUCUCUCCCCUCCCACGCGCGAGUCGCAAGUUCUAGGUUCACCCCCAGCGCCCGGCACCCAGGACCAGCCAGAAUGACUACCCCGAAAACUGCCCCUAGCGGCUGCCGCUCUGACCUGGAUUCCAGGUACCACAGACUCUGCGACCUGGCUGAAGGCUGGGGCAUCGCCCUGGAAACGCUGGCUGCAGUCGGGGCUGUGGCCGCAGUGGCCUUCAUGUUUGCACUCUUGAUCCUCAUCUGCAAAGUGCAGGACUCCAACAGGCGAAAGAUGCUCCCCACCCAGUUCCUGUUCCUCCUGGGAGUGCUAGGGAUCUUUGGCCUCACCUUCGCCUUCAUCAUCAAGCUGGAUGGGGCCACGGGACCCACACGCUUCUUCCUCUUCGGCGUCCUCUUUGCCAUCUGCUUCUCUUGCCUGCUGGCCCAUGCUUUCAACCUGAUCAAGCUGGUCCGAGGGAGGAAGCCCAUGUCGUGGCUUGUGCUCCUAAGCCUGGCGUUGGGCUUCAGCCUGGUCCAGGACGUCAUCGCCAUUGAAUACCUGGUGCUCACCAUGAACAGGACCAAUGUCAACAUCUUUUCUGAGCUGCCCGCCCCUCGGCGCAAUGAGGACUUCGUCAUGCUGCUCAUCUAUGUGAUGUUCUUGAUGGUGCUAACCUUCUUCACAUCCACCUUCACCUUCUGUGGAUCCUUUUCUGGCUGGAAGAGGCACGGGGUCCACAUUUGCCUCACCUCUUUCCUCUCCAUCGCCGUCUGGGUAGCCUGGAUCGUCCUGCUCCUCAUUCCUGACAUUGGCCCUGAGUGGGAUGACACCAUUCUCAGCACAGCCUUGGUUGCCAAUGGCUGGGUUUUCCUGGCGUUUUACAUCCUCCCUGAGUUCCAGCGGCUCCCAAGGCAGCGCAGCCCCACAGACUACCCGGUUGAAGAUGCUUUCUGUAAACCUCAACUCAUGAAGCAGAGCUAUGGUGUCGAGAACAGAGCCUACUCCCAAGAGGAAAUCACCCAAGGUCUUGAGGAGAUUGGGGACACACUCUAUGCGCCUUAUUCCACUCAUUUCCAGCUGCAGAACCGACAAAAGGAUUUCUCCAUCCCAAGGGCCCAGGCCCUGGCCAGUCCAUACAACGACUACGAAGGACGGAAAGGGGACAGCUAACUGUGGAGAAGAGUGGGACAGUGAGAGUCAGGCAGCAGGUCCAGCCAGGAGUCCUGCAGGUGUGACCGGAUCCGGAGCAUCCUGGGGAAGCCGAACCCGAGGGGCCUGCUGCCCGCCCGUACUACUGUCCCUCCGCCGGGGGCGGCCGCGGCUAACGGACUGCUUCUUCCCCUGGGCGCCAGGGUUUUCAUUGGUCCCAUUCUUAGGAUUCUUCUUGGAGGUGGACUCUUACCUCUCCCAGGAGUAUGAGCAAACCUCCGCUCAUCCGGCUACUCACUGGCUUGUUCAUCCUUGGGAGGCGGGUUCCGUGAGCACCACUCGGCACAGAUGAGAGAACCGCAGACCUGGACAACCUCAGAAAGGUCCGGUUCUCCGCCCUGCCCGCCUCAGUUCACACUGGAAGCUAACCUGGCUGUGCCCCUCCCAGCCCUUCCUGCCUGGGGAGGAGAGGUUAAAGGUCACCAAGUGUCUGCUCUCAGUGCCCUGCCCCACAAUGGCCUCGACAGUGUAGACGCUGACUUACAAGGGCAACCAACUGUCCUCAUCUCAUCUCCAAACUUGCUGCCAGCCCCGGACCUCUGCGGACCUUGCCGGGAGCUCUUCUGGAUGUUACUGGAGUAGACAAGGCCUGUGUUCUCCCUGCCAGGAAAAUUUGGGUUUGUUCGUGCCGCAAAUGCCUUGCUCCUCGGCCUCAUUCGCCCUGACCUCUCUGAGGGGGCAGUGUCUGUUCUCCGGGUGGGUUGCAUUCGCUGUGUGUUAAGUUAUUCACCUGGGUAUGCAAUAAAGAUGUGAUGGAAACUCUUCUUAAAUUAAA